Molecule: messenger RNA, 816 nt
Organism: Andrographis paniculata
Lineage: Eukaryota; Viridiplantae; Streptophyta; Magnoliopsida; Lamiales; Acanthaceae
Product: coatomer subunit zeta-1-like
Exons: 6
Coding region: 100-651 (183 amino acids)
Biological process (GO): intracellular protein transport; intra-Golgi vesicle-mediated transport; retrograde vesicle-mediated transport, Golgi to endoplasmic reticulum
Cellular component (GO): COPI vesicle coat
Source: RefSeq, a predicted model, not a curated record
UCCGAUCGGCAACCGAGACAUUCCCUGGCUAGAUUUUUUCUCCCGUAUUUCACCGUCGCGGAAUUCUUCCUCCCGAAAAGCUUUAAUUGCAGAUUGGCGAUGGCAACAUUUCUCAGUCGUGAGGCUUGCCCAACUUUGAAGAACAUACUUUUGCUGGAUUCGGAGGGGAAACGAGUUGCAGUUAAGUACUAUUCGGAUGACUGGCCAACUAACAGUGCCAAACUAGCUUUUGAGAAAUCCAUUUUCACCAAAACUCAAAAGACUAAUGCUCGGACCGAAGCUGAGAUAACCAUGGUGGAGAACAAUAUCGUUGUGUAUAAGUUCGUCCAAGAUCUGCACUUUUUUGUCACUGGUGGUGAUGAUGAAAAUGAGAUCAUCCUAGCAACUGUGUUGCAGGGGUUUUUUGAUGCUGUAACCCUUCUCCUAAGGAACAAUGUGGACCUGAGGGAGGCACUCGAAAACUUGGAUCUUAUUCUUUUGUGUCUAGAUGAGAUUGUUGAUGGAGGGAUCGUGCUUGAAACCGAUGGCAGCAUCAUUGCUGGCAAAGUGGCAACUCACAGCAUGGAUGAUGGUGCUCCGUUGUCCGAGCAGACAAUAUCUCAAGCGCUGGCGACAGCACGGGAGCACUUAACAAGAUCACUUCUGAGAUAAACUUGUAUCAUCUCGUAUUCCAUUCUUUUGACAUGUCGGCGCUAUGUACUUGUACUUUACCCCUAUUUGUUCCCAUGUUUCGUGUGAGCUACCCAUGACGUGAUAACAAAUUAUCUUCUUUUGCUGGUUAUAGUUUAGUGAAAACAUUACAUGCUGCUUCUCUUA